AUGAUGAGCUCAUUACAGAAACAUGCUGCUGCUGCUGCCGAGGGUGACUCGAGUUUCAACUCCAUCCUCAAUACAACUGACACCCGGGCUAGCACGUUCGACACCAUUCCUGGGAACCAUACCGAGAAAGAGCGAGAGGCUGCAGCCACUAUGCUAAUGCUGAACAAGCUGGUUGUGUACUCCAAGGAAGAUAAAGAGGCCGCACGUAUACUGUUGGCCAUGAACGAGCCGGAUCUAUCCCCCUGGAGCGAUAGCCAGCGAACGAUUACUGAUAGUGAGCGGACGAUCAGUGUAGCCCCAAUACCGGUUUCGAUACCACAACGCUCGGUCACGCCACCCACGCCCACUCCAGUGGCUACUCAGGCAUAUGAGGUCGUUGAUGUGUUGCCCGAUGCUACUGCGGUAUCUGCAUCUUUUCCGCCAGUGAAGAAGAUCUCACUAAACGAGUAUACAGCCAUGAGGAAAUCGAGGAGGGAUCGAGGAGCAUAG
Molecule: messenger RNA, 489 nt
Organism: Alternaria arborescens
Lineage: Eukaryota; Fungi; Ascomycota; Dothideomycetes; Pleosporales; Pleosporaceae
Exons: 1
Coding region: 1-489 (162 amino acids)
Source: RefSeq, a predicted model, not a curated record